UGUGCUUGAAAGUUUAAUGGGCUCACUAAUGGAAUGAGCCAGGAUCAGCCCAAGUCCCCUUAAGACCCAAAAAAACCCUAAAAUGGGCUGAGAGAUUCGUUCACACUCAAAACGACGUCGCUUUAAGGAAACGCAGGCAGCAUAGUUUCCCUUUCACGACGGCUACAAAGACCUGGAUUUCUCUUCUCAAGCCAUUGAUCUCAGUCCCUUGAAUAAAAAAUCAGAAUCGUCAUCUCCUUCAAAAGAAAGGAGAACUUGAAAUGGCAGGGAGAAAUCGCUUUCCUCGUGAUGCAUUUGAUGGUCGGCGUGGGUUCCCACCUGAAGGACCUUUCCUGCGUGGUCCUCCUUUGCCUCGGCUGCCUCCUCACCCAGCAAUGCUAGAGGAAGAAUUUGAAAUGCAGCAUGCUGAAAUGAGGAGACUUUUCGGUGAAAAUCGUAGACUAGUUGAAGAUAGAAUGGCUUUGCAGCAAGAACUAGGCGUUGCAAAGGAGGAACUUCAUCGUAUGAAUCUUGCUAUUGGCGACAUACGAGCUGAACAAGAACUGCACUCUAGGGAGCUUAUUGAGAAAGGUUUGAAGCUUGAAGCUGAUCUGCGGGCAACGGAGCCUCUGAAAAAUGAGGCUGUUCAACUCCGUUCUGAAAUUCAGAAGCUCAAUAACAUUAGGCAAGAUCUUGCUGGACAAGUUCAGAACCUCUCGCAAGAAGUUGCAAGACUACAAGCUGAUAAUAAACAAAUUCCUCUUUUAAGAGCUGAGAUUGAGGGUUUGCACCAGGAGCUUAUGCGUGCUAGGACUGCUGUUGACUAUGAAAAGAAGGGUAACAUUGAGCUGAUGGAACAGAGACAGGCAAUGGAGAAGAAUUUGGUCUCGAUGGCACGUGAAGUUGAAAAGCUACGUGCUGAACUUGCAAGUACUGAUGCUAGACCAUGGGGUGCUGGUAUAUCAGGCGGUUCGUAUGGGAUGAAAUUUGGCAGCCCAGAUGGCGGAUUUCCUGCUCCAUAUGGAGAUGGAUACGGGGCUCAUCUGGGUGCUGCUGACAAGGGUCCUUUCUAUGGUUCGGGCUCUGCAUCAUGGGGAGGACUUGAGAAACCUCGUGCUACACGUCGUUGAGAUGCAGAUGGUACUUGGAUUGCAACAAGAAGUGCACUUGCUACUUUCUGGCUGUCCAUUAUCGAAUAUAUGAAUGAGAAGAAAGAUUUAGAUUCAUCUUAUAUGUGCAUGCUUCAUCAAUAGUCUUUAUCUGAACAUUGUUAGUAAUCCUAAACUGAUUCAUAUAGGAGCUCAAAUGUUGCUUUGCUUUUAAGUAGAGACAAUGAGCUCUUUUAUAUAUCUGAGAUUAUCACAUAGUACUUUUAAACA
Messenger RNA from Vitis vinifera (wine grape), 1358 nucleotides. RefSeq lists its product as uncharacterized. Lineage: Eukaryota; Viridiplantae; Streptophyta; Magnoliopsida; Vitales; Vitaceae. The coding region runs from base 261 to 1109 and encodes 282 amino acids. The transcript has 5 exons. The record is from RefSeq and is a predicted model, not a curated record.